This is a messenger RNA of Cololabis saira (Pacific saury), 1327 nucleotides long. It is a transcript of the gene ormdl1, whose product is annotated as ORMDL sphingolipid biosynthesis regulator 1. Gene Ontology annotation, biological process: ceramide metabolic process; negative regulation of ceramide biosynthetic process; intracellular sphingolipid homeostasis. The transcript has 4 exons. NCBI's taxonomy places the organism in Eukaryota, Metazoa, Chordata, Actinopteri, Beloniformes, Belonidae. The record is from RefSeq and is a predicted model, not a curated record. Bases 97 to 558 code for a protein of 153 amino acids. Gene Ontology annotation, cellular component: endoplasmic reticulum membrane.
ACUGUGAACGCGAGAUCAGCACAAGAGGAUAAACCAAUUCUCUCCGUAGUAUCUACCUUGUAUAAAUACCUUCACUGCACGCUGCUACCUACCAGAAUGAAUGUGGGUGUGGCACACAGUGAGGUGAACCCAAACACUCGGGUGAUGAACAGUCGAGGGAUCUGGCUGACCUACGCGCUCGGUGUUGGAAUCCUUCAUAUUGUGCUCCUGAGCAUACCCUUCUUCAGUGUGCCUGUCGUGUGGACUCUAACAAACAUCAUACACAACUUUGGAAUGUAUGUUUUUAUGCAUGCGGUAAAAGGUACACCUUUUGAGACCCCCGACCAAGGAAAAGCCAGGCUUCUUACUCACUGGGAACAACUUGAUUACGGCGUGCAGUUCACCUCAUCCCGAAAGUUCUUCACCAUUUCUCCAAUCAUUCUAUACUUCCUUGCAAGUUUCUACACAAAGUACGACACAGCACACUUUGUCAUCAAUACUGCGUCACUUUUAAGCGUCCUGAUCCCCAAGCUGCCACAGCUGCAUGGAGUGAGAAUUUUUGGCAUCAACAAGUAUUAAGCUAGCGUCAGAGCUGUGCCUCAGCAGUAGAAGCUCAUUUCUGAGUAAUCUGCACAGCUGAAUUGUGUACCAAGUCUGUAUAAGGGCGAUUGUUUAGAUAUUCAGGUUUUCACACACACAUACACACACACACACACAAAAGGCAGAAGUUUGAUUGACGGAAUGCCAUAUGCAUUAAUAAGUUAUGUGAAUAUUUAAUUUUUUUUUUCCUUUUGCCACAUAGACCUGGGCUGGCCUAGGCAUUGAGGCUUUCCGUUGAGCUUAACUUUUUUCAUUUUUUUUUCCUUUUCUUGCCCUCUAUUCACACACUGACACAAAUUAUAAGUAUUGUAGUACAAGGGUGUUCCAAUGUGUUUUUUCAACUAUGUUUACUUUAUAAAAGGUAGGAGCCCGUGGCUCAGUUUUUAUUGGUACACUCUCAUUUUGUAAUUUCUGUGAAGAGUAGAAUCACUUUUUGCAUGAUUUCCUUGACUUAUGAAUUAUGUCCUUUAUAAUUCAAUGAAGAUGGAACAUCCUUGUGUCGUUGUACAGUUUAUGUGAAUGUAUGUCAUUUGAGUAGUAAUAUGACGUUGUUGUGAGGCUGAUUGUUUACUUAUGGUGGAGUGGAAGGGUCUACAGUGUCUUUGUGAUAAACUUAGUCGUGUAGCUGCCCUCUUUAGAUGACGACUCUGCUAUAAUCAAGGCAGCUAGUCCUGCUUUGUUUGGCCAUAGUCCAUAUAGUGAUGACAUUUGUUGUUCUUAAUCUUAUUAAAAUGUUUUGUGUACUCCA